AUGACUACGACGCCGCAAGAGGUGCCCCUGCACUCCAUCGACCGCACUCCCGAGUAUGAGGAGUUUAUGACCAAGCUCAAAGAAUUUCAUGAGAAGCGAGGCACCAUUCUCGACCCCGAACCUAAAGUUGGUUUGAUAUAUCUCGAUUUAUACAAAGUAUUCAAUCACGUCGUUGCCAGUGGAGGCUACGACAAAAUUUCUGAGGAGAAGUUGGCCUGGCGCCGUGUUGCAGCCGAGUUGGGUUUGCACUCAAACAACGAAGCCUCGACAGCAUUUUCCCUCAAGGAAAAGUUUUACAAGAACUUGGCCGCUUACGAGAUCAAGACAGUCCACAACAAAGAGCCACCUCCAAAGGAGAUUCUGGAGGACGUCACCGCAAAGGGUGCCAGCUUAUUGACCCGCACGCUUGAGAACUUCCGGCCGAAGCGUGACAGCAACGUGAACGCUGGUGACUCUGCGGCAUCAGGUGACGACGGCACACCGACGCGUGAACGUUCUGCUCCUGAAGCUCCUUCAAGCUCCCGAGCUUCUCGUGGUCUUCGAGAGGCACCUCCACAGCGCGUCAUCUUCCAGCCCGACACAGGCCCCAGUCGUUCGACUCGGCAGGCUGUCCAAAACGCUGCUCAAAGCGCAUCUCCAGCUCAAGGAAACUCACAGACGACACAUCACACAAACAUGCCUCCAAUGCCGCCCGGCGGCCACCAGGGCCGUGGGCCUUCUAUCAUGCAUCACCCAUCAAACUCGGAAAACACUUCCAACAUGGUGCUCUCGUACCAACCAAAACAUCUAAAACCUUUACAACUACGAGCUGUUGCAACUCCCAGCAGCGCUCCCAGUGAGUUUCAACGGCAUCGUCUGCCUCACCGGCCGGCUCUCGUUGACCCCACAAGCCGUCAGCCAAUGCAACCAGGCACUGGAUUCGAUGGACCUAACAUCUAUACCCGUUGCCUGAAUGCACUACGAUCUGGUGUUCCAAGUGAGCAAGCUUUUGCAUUAAACCACCUCGUCAAGAUAUCUUUCGAACGGGGUGACAAGUAUCGCUUCGACGCUUUCCCUGGCCUUGCAGAGGGGCUAGUCGACAAGGGCCUUGAGGUCGGCAGCUUGUUUUACCAUGUUUGUUGGACCGUUUCAUGGGAUCCGUAUGCAGACUCUGGUGGCAUUGGUUCCCUAGAUGGCAACAAUGGAACACCGGAUAUUCUCGACCGUAUUGCCAACUUGGUAGAGAAGGAUCAGCCAGAUGCCCUUCAAACCGAAGCAUAUACCGACCAAAUGGUGUUGAUCACGGAAGCCGUCCUAACUCUCCGCAACAUGGUGACUUUGCCAGAAAAUGCGGUGAAUAUGUCAGACUUCUACCCCAUCAAAGACCUGAUCUGCAUCAUCGUGCACUUACCCCCUAAGGAUUGUCUAACAGAGCUGAAGCACAUGGCGUUGGACAUUGCGGAGCAGAUCACACCAUUUAUGGUCCUCGAUUCCGACGAUCCGUUGUACAAGACUUUGUUGCAACAGCUGUCAUCUGACGAUCGAGGUACAAUUUUAACCUCUCUACGAGCGUUGGGUCGCAUCUCGAUGAACCUUGAAGCCACGAACAAGCUUAGCAAUGUACCCGCAGAAUCCCUCCAGCGCAUUACAAACUGGUUACUGCUCAACGAUGAUGAGUUGAUGGAUGCCUGCUUGGAUCUACUAUACCAAUACACAGCUGUUGUCGCUAAUGUGGACAAUCUCGUCCGAUCAACCACGCCGGAGAACCUUGUUGACCAUCUUGUCCGGCUUUUGGCACAUGGAGCCAGAAAAGUCCACCGAGACUUCAUUCUUGUUCCCGAGCAAAAGCUCCCAGCUCGUGACGAAAUUGCUCCAAUGCCAGAAGAUUUGCUGCAGCAAAUGAUCAAGCUAGAAGAGCCCGAUCGAGUGCACAAAUGGGUGAAAUGCUUCUUCGAAGAGGAUAAUGACUCUUUUGUCACACAGCUAGCCGCUUGGCAAGCCUACCAGUCCGCUUUUGUCGGCCCCCUGAAGGCUAUUGGCCAACCCAUGAUUACGCCGGCAGACUUCAUUCGGAACAGUACUUCCGUAUAUAAGGAUUCCAACGCGCAAGUCCUUCGUGAACCUGGGGAGCCACAGCAGAAGUUCAUCAUUCACGGGAUCCGCGCUCGGCCUCGCCCAUUGAACUUUGAAGAUGCAGAAUAUGUUCGCUGCCUAUGGGCUACCAAUCCGGAAAAACGAAAUGAAAAGUGUGGGCAGUUCUUUCUCAAGCCAGAGCAGAUGUGGAACCAUAUUAUAACAAAACACCUCGACGAGAAAGCAAACGAAUCCGGGCAGUUUAGCAACAAAGAGAGGAAAUUUGUGUGUACUUGGGGCGAGUGUUCCAAAUAUGCUACACCAACGAGCCUGCAAUUGCAGGACUUUGCGCGCCAUGUCAACACCCACAUAAUGGCUGCUCUUCCCAACGAUACCAAAAACCAGCAAAAACCUUGGGUUGUGCCAGCCAAGACUAUGGCGGUUACAUAUGAAGAGACGAUGACUGUCCGGGAUGAGAGAAACCCCAACUUGCCCCCUCAGGCAGCUGGUAUUCCCCUCAGUGCCGUUCUAGUACUCCGCAAUAUUGCACGAAACGUUGUCAAGACCGAAGCAGAGGAGGAACUUCUCAAGAUGCAAGAGUCCAACAACUCUGAAAAGGGUGGUUGGAAUGAGAAGUUGUUCCGGGCUGUUUUGCCUCGUCUAUUUGAGGUUCUCGCUGAGAACCGAGCUUUGCCUGAGGAUGAAGAAGAAUACUAA
Metarhizium acridum CQMa 102 is the source of this 2769-nucleotide messenger RNA. The record is from RefSeq and is a predicted model, not a curated record. Lineage: Eukaryota; Fungi; Ascomycota; Sordariomycetes; Hypocreales; Clavicipitaceae.